Messenger RNA from Cataglyphis hispanica, 2305 nucleotides. Its product is annotated as coiled-coil domain-containing protein 174. Bases 366 to 2156 code for a protein of 596 amino acids. Lineage: Eukaryota; Metazoa; Arthropoda; Insecta; Hymenoptera; Formicidae. The record is from RefSeq and is a predicted model, not a curated record. The transcript has 2 exons. Gene Ontology annotation, cellular component: nucleus.
UUUUCCAUAACCAAAAUCGCAUUCACAAAUAUAAUACAUAGAUUAUAUAGUUUCGACUCAAUUGCUCAAAGUCAUAAGCUAUAAGUCAUGUGUCAUAUGUCAGUUGUAAAGAGAGAGAGAUAAUUGCACGUUACAGACUUGUUAAAAAAAAAGUAAUAUUUCAAUUUCUUUCAUUCUGGAUAUUACGAUGUUUUCGCAUAAUUUCAUAUAAUUUUUAUAGGAUAUGUUUUGAAUUUCCACAAAUCGAAGAACAUAAAUCAUAUUAUUAUUAACAUCUUCGUGCACUCUUCAAGAAAACUUGCAUUUAUAGCCCUCUCUUUUACAAACAAUACUUACUGACAGUUAUUAAGAUUGAUACAACAAUAAUGAAUAUGACCAAGAAAAUCAAUGUCAACUUUUCAUCUUUAGUUGGUUUGAAAGCAGAGUUAUUGAGAAAACAAACCGAAGUAAAUGAAGCAAAGUUAAAAGCAGAGUCCAUCAAUGUGCUACCGCAAUUAAACAAAAAAAGAAACAAGAAAAUUGUUGUAGAAGAUGUGAAAAAAAAUCCUACAGAAUUAAUAGAUGCAGAGGACAUUAUUGCCCAUAAAAAAUCAAAGCUGAUGUUGGAAGCUAAAGCAAGAUUGUAUGAAAGAUUACAGAAAUCAAAAAAUAAUAAUGACAAGUUUCUUGUUGAUUUCAAGAACAAAUUGGAUGAACCUGACGAAGAAUUUGUUGAUGAAAGCAUUAAUGAACAACAUCCAAUAGAGCCAGAAGAAAGUUGGGUUGAAUAUCAAGAUUGUUUUGGUCGUACUAGAAAAUGUUUGCGGGAAGAUUUGCCACAUAUGCAAAAGAAGGAUGAAUUAAUAAAGCGAGAAAUAAUGAAAAGAAACACCAAUGAAAAUGGAGAAGAAGAAAAUAAGGAACAAUAUUCUAUUCAAGAAAAAGAACCUGAAAUAGAAAUUAUGAGAAGGAAAUGGGAGGAACAAACACAAAAGCUUGCGGAUAAGGUUGAUAUACAUUAUCAAGAUAUUUUAUUUGAUGAAGCACGAACGCAUGGUGUUGGUUACUAUGCAUUUUCCCAAGAUGAGGAGGAAAGAGUGAAGCAGCAAAAGAAUCUAGCAAAUUUAAGGAAGGAAACAGAGAGGAGGCAGAAAGAAAUGAAAGAGAUCAAGGAAUUGAAGGAAAGAAUGGAACAGAACAGAUUAAAGGCAGCAAGAAUUAGACAGCGGAUCAGAGCGGGUUUGCCAGUAGAACCUACAGAGGAGGAAUUGGCAUUGGAAAAUAAGUCUAUUGAUUCUACUGAUAUUAACGAAGCUAACAAAAAUAAUAAUGAAUCUAUUGAAAAUGAUAAUGAAAAAUCUAGAGUCGAAACUGACCAUAAAUCUAUAAACAAAAUAGAAACUGAAACCACCCACCAGGAAGAAAAGAAUAAUGAUGAAGAUAAAAUAAGAGCUUUUGGAGAACUAUUGGGUAAAAAGAACCAUUGGCAUGUAAUGUCACAGGAGGAAUGGAUACAUAAAUGUAGAGAACAAAGAAUUGAUGAAUUUGGACCAGUUUACAAUAAUUUUACAAGUGCUGGAUUUUAUAACAGUUCUAAAAAUAUUGAUGAGCAAUUAACUCAUGAUAAAGAACUUGAUAACACAGAAACUCGUGAAUCCAAAGAACCUGUUAAAAAAUCUAAUAUCAAUUUACAGAAUCAUGAAGACAGUAAUGAAUCCAACAAUGACACAGUCUUUUCUGAAAAAAAUGUUGAUAGUAAUAAUCAGAAUGAUAAAAACAAUUUAGUAAAAUGUAAUAAUACAGUAAAUAAGAGUAACACUAGAUACGAGUUGCCUAAAUAUACAACAGAAUCAGUAUUAAAUCCUGCUGCAAGUUUAUCUAAUCUAUUACCAUCUCAAGGACAAGCAAAUGUUUCAUAUCCACUAUCUCUGUUUAGCAAUUAUUCACAAAAUAUGUCUGGUUAUCUUGAAACAUAUACAUCUGAGCAACAUAAAUUGUCAAAUGAUAUAAAUAUUCCUCUUCCUGGUGAAAGUACUUCAUCUUCAGUUUCCAGUGAUAAAUCCAUUCAUACAAGCAAAGAAGGAACAGUGUCACGAAAUAUAAAUGAGGAUAGUAUAAUGGCUGGUCUAAAAUAUUUGAGAGAAAAGUUUGAGGAAAAUCACAGUAAGUGGACAUAGUAAAAAUUUGUAUUAUAGUAUUUGUUUAAUGUAUUCUUGUAUAAUAAAAAAAUAAAUAUAUUAGACAGAGAGUCUAUAUUCCGCAACACUUAUUGUAUUAAAAUGUAAAGUGUUUAUUGUAAUGAAUUAAAAAGUAUCUUUCUUAUCAA